Molecule: messenger RNA, 510 nt
Organism: Lobosporangium transversale
Lineage: Eukaryota; Fungi; Mortierellomycota; Mortierellomycetes; Mortierellales; Mortierellaceae
Exons: 1
Source: RefSeq, a predicted model, not a curated record
GGAUGGCAGUGAUCCUGCCGCCGACACUCGUAUUUGCCUAUGUGGCCCUGUCGGGUUUGUUCCUACUGCUACGUUCCAGUCUCCAGAGCUCUCAAUCGCGUCUGGGAUCGUUCCUAGUGGUAUUGAUUAUCAUCUCCUGUUAUUUACUCGCAUUCCAUGAGAUGUCGCGUCCUAUCUGGCGAGAUCUUGUCGGGCCAUUCGUCACUCAAAUCCUGAGACAACUCUCCUCACUUGCUAUGAUGGGCCCCUCCUCUUCAAAGUCCAUGGUUGUAUUCUCAACUGAAGGCAGCGUAGGAGAGGAUAUAGACACCAAUGCUCCAACCCCUGCUCAUCCUCUCGAGGUCUCGAACAAUUGGUUAGGUGAAGGAACACAGGCACUUUUGCCGAUUAUUGAGCGCGAAGCACAUGUUUCUCACUUAGUCGCUUUGUCCUUGGGGUUGUUCAUGUCGUCGCAUGUUACUGCCAUGACCAAUUCACUCAAGAAGCGAAAGAUUCCAGAGUACAUGUGAG